Talaromyces rugulosus is the source of this 1824-nucleotide messenger RNA. RefSeq lists its product as uncharacterized. The transcript has 3 exons. The record is from RefSeq and is a predicted model, not a curated record. NCBI's taxonomy places the organism in Eukaryota, Fungi, Ascomycota, Eurotiomycetes, Eurotiales, Trichocomaceae. Bases 1 to 1824 code for a protein of 607 amino acids. Gene Ontology annotation, biological process: fatty acid metabolic process. Gene Ontology annotation, molecular function: NAD+ binding; oxidoreductase activity, acting on the CH-OH group of donors, NAD or NADP as acceptor.
AUGGAAUCCUGGAAACAACCAGAGGAAUAUCGAAACCGACCUGUUACCGUGCUUGGCGCGGGCGUACUUGGUCGGCGCAUAGGAUGUAUUUGGGCAUCUGGUGGAUAUGAUGUGAUUCUUCGUGACCCUAGCGCAGAGCAAUGCGCGGACGGUAUUGAAUAUAUUCUGGAAAAUGUGGAGUCAUAUUCCCAGAAGACCGGGCAGAAACCCGGUAAGGUACAGGCAGUUGAACAUCUGAAAGGAGCUGUUCAAAAUGCCUGGCUGGUUAUUGAGGCUGUCCCCGAGAAAAUACAGCUAAAGAUUGACACAUUCGCAGAGCUGGAAGCCCUGGCUCCUGCGGACUGUAUUCUAGCCUCAAACUCGUCUUCAUACAAGUCCUCUGAAAUGCUCACGAAGGUUUCUGCGAAUACGAAAACCCGUAUCUUAAAUAUGCAUUAUUACAUGCCUCCACAGUCCAUGAUAGUGGAAAUCAUGACUGAUGGGUGCACUGACAGCGCGAUAUUCCCAUUUAUUGUUGAGCGUUCGAAGGAGGUUGCUACCUUGCCGUAUUUGGCCCGGAAAGAGUCCACAGGCUUCAUUUUCAACCGUCUCUGGGCUGCCAUUAAACGCGAGAUCUUGAGUAUUUUAGCAGAGGGUGUCUCUGUUCCAGAGGAGAUCGACUCAAUGUGGAUGGAAAUGUUUGUCAAAGGAGGCAUGGCUCCUUGUCGGACUAUGGAUGCCGUCGGCCUCGACACGGUGGCCUUCAUCGAGCAUCACUAUGUUGAUGAGCGCGGCCUAUCCCCGGAGAAAACCGUUGACUUUCUACAACAAAACUAUUUGAACCAUGGCAAGUUGGGAACCAAAUGUUCCCUUGGGGGUCUUUAUCCCCCAGUAGACGACAAGUCCAAGGCUAGGAAUGGUGUCGUUGCCAAAGACCCAAAGAUCUUGGUCUUGGAUUUGGGUCUCUCCGCUGCUGAGCCAAGUCUGAACUCAGGCCAAAUAGUUGAACUUACGGCAGGGGGGAAAAUAAAGGUUCUCAUUCGCAAUCAGGCCCUGCCUGACGGGAUUGCCGUUGACCACGUUAAUGGCCGCAUGUUUUGGACCUGCAUGGGCGUGCCCGGCCACAUUGAUGGCGCUGUGUACUCGGCCAACGUGGACGGCAGCCUCGUCCAGACCGUCGUCGCUCCGGGAACUAUCAAUACCCCGAAGCAACUAACCAUUGAUAGUGUAGCACAAAAGGUCUACUUUUGUGAUCGGGAAGGGCUGCGUGUUUUCCGAUGCAAUUUUGACGGAUCCGAUCUAGAGGCUGUGAUUGAGACGGGCUCCUACAAGGAGUACGGUCAAGAUGCAACAAAGUGGUGCGUUGGUAUUACCGUGGCUCCCACCCUGGGUAAAUUCUACUGGUCUCAGAAAGGUCCUUCCAAGGGUGGCAAGGGUCGCAUUUUUGGUGCCAAUAUCACGAUGCCCGCUGGUCAAUGUGCGAGCACACGGGACGAUAUCCAGUGCAUUCUCGACGACCUACCAGAGCCGGUGGAUUUGGAAAUAGAUGAGCAAUCUCGACGUCUCUACUGGACCGAUCGGGGCGAAAUCCCCUGUGGCAACUCACUGAACUUGAUCCAACUAGACGUGCUUGGUUUUCCUGCCUCAGUGAAUGAGGCUCAGAAAUAUCGGUCUCUCUCAAGGCAUUUCAAGGAAGCCAUCGGCUUGAAGUUGGAUCUCGUCAAUAAUGGCAUUUACAUCACAGACCUUGGUGGCAAUAUUUACCACUGCGGUCUGGAUGGCCAGAAGAAAGAAAAGCUUUAUACUGACGAUUAUCGAGCCUUCACUGGGAUCGCCCUGGCGUGA